AUGAACACAACCAUCGAACCCUACAAUCCGGACUGGCCGGCCCACUUCUCGCAGAUCCGAAACAACCUCGCCGCUCACCUCCAGCACAUCCCAGGAACCGCAUACUCGCACAUAGGCAGCACAUCCAUCCACGGACUACCCGCACAACCCACCAUCGACAUCUUGCUCACCGUCCCGCCCGCAGACGUAGACAAAGUCAGCGCCGCACUCACCUCGAGCGGGGCGUACCGCGUCAAAGGAGGACCACACGGCACUGUACUCUGCGCACGCGGCGCAACUCACCAACACGCGCACACCGUGUAUGCGUGCGCGGUCUACUCCCUCGCUGCACGCAUCCACACGGCUAUCCGGGACACGCUUCGCAGCGACAUCGAGCUGCGUGACGAAUACGCCGCGCGCAGGGUCGCCACUCUGAGCGCUGCAAAAGGCGCCGCCUUUGAACUCGAAGAUGAAGAUCGUCCUGCGUAUGUGCGGGCGAAAAAUGACGCACUGCAGGAACGCGUCAUGGCUACUGCGCAUUUCACGUCCGAGGAACUACCUGCCGUUUUCGGUUCGGGGCAAACGGCGCGCUGGGAUCAGAUACGCACGCCGCGGCUGCUGCUCCGGGAGUCUGAGAUGAGCGAUGUGGAGGGUAUGUUUGCGCUUGAGGGCAGUGAGGAGAAUGCGCGGUAUCAGGACUGGGCUCCGUGGACGCAUUCUCAAGCGCGGCAGAACGUUUUACGUGGCCUGCGGGAGAGUUACUCUGGGGACAGGAGGGUUGUGGAACUCGCUGUCGUCCACAAGGGGGUGUUUGUGGGGCGUGUCGGCGGGCGCGUGACGGCUCCGUCUUCCCUGGUCGAUGGACUGGAGCACGCGAAUGGUGCAGAAGCGACUCGUACAGAAGCACCUGAGACGUCAACCCCAAAGCACGUCGAUCUGUGGUUCUCGCUGCUCCGCACCAGCCAGGGCUACGGCCUAGCAACCGAGGCCAUGACAGCCUUUAUCAGCACGCUCGUCGCACGAGAGAAGGUAGACAACGCCCCGCUGGAGCUGGAAAUCGAGUGCGAUCCACGCAACACGGGCUCGCGGAAGCUCGCAGCGCGCCUCGCCUUCUCGCAGCACAGUCUAACGCGGCGCGCGUGGGAGAGCAAGGGCGAGUGGGUGGACAGUCUCGUGUGUCGGAAGAUGAUAGAUUAA
Didymella exigua CBS 183.55 is the source of this 1176-nucleotide messenger RNA. RefSeq lists its product as uncharacterized. The transcript has a single exon. The record is from RefSeq and is a predicted model, not a curated record. Gene Ontology annotation, molecular function: acyltransferase activity, transferring groups other than amino-acyl groups. NCBI's taxonomy places the organism in Eukaryota, Fungi, Ascomycota, Dothideomycetes, Pleosporales, Didymellaceae. Bases 1 to 1176 code for a protein of 391 amino acids.